Messenger RNA from Closterium sp. Naga37s-1, 1194 nucleotides. NCBI's taxonomy places the organism in Eukaryota, Viridiplantae, Streptophyta, Zygnematophyceae, Desmidiales, Closteriaceae. The record is from the annotation of a GenBank genome assembly.
AUGGGCCCUGCUGACGCUGGCGGCCAGGAAAACGGUCCCCGCGACGAGGGGAGUAGAGCCGUUGGCGCUUUGCAGGAGGGGGCGAACGCGGAGCUGGGGGCCGACGCCCAGACGUCUGGCGGGCAGGCGACCGCUGGCGAGAUGAACGAUGAGGGGGCGAACGAUGACGAUGCGAACGGCGGUCACGGGAUCGGCUUCGCGACGCCACGCGACGAGGCGAACGAGGAGACAGCGGCGAACGGGCCGCACCGUGACGAUCAUCGCGGCGGCUCUCCUGCUUAUCGUCGCGAGCUGCCGAUGAGCGACGGCGAGGCGAACGCUCCUGGUGCGCCACAGCCUCUGCGCCGGAGCGCAAGACGGACCCCGCGCGCAGGGGCUCCGGCGGUGACAAGGACCUGCCCGCGCGCCGAGCCAGCUCGCGCUGCUGGUCCUCGAAGCGGCGGCGGAUCUGAUCAGCGGACGCCGGUGGGGCAACAGGUACGCUCGCGGCAGGGCGUGCAGGAGGAAGCGGAUGGGGAGCGGGAUCGCUCUCCGCGGUGCAGUCGCGGCCCAAAGCGCCGAGGAAAUCCAUCGGCGAGCGCUCAGGGCGCUCCACUGCCACAAGAGGAGCCGACGACGCCGAUCUCCCAGGCGCAACAGGCGGCACCUGUGGCAGCCACUCCGAGGAGCAGACGGGGAAGCACGCGGGGGAGAGGCGGGGGUCGAGGAGCGCGCGGAGGACAGCGGAGUGCAGGCCAAGCGGCGAGGGGGAAUCCGCGCCAACUACCGAGCCCAAUCUGGUUGGGGGAGCCGGCGGAACGAGUCACGCGCCAGUCGUUUGCUAGACGCGGGGGGAGAGGGGGAACGACAGCGCAAGCAGUGAGAAUCGGUGAUACAAACGCAGAAGGGAGCGGCGACGAAUAUGUACCGUCAGAUCUGAGGCAACCCGACAACCCCGACUCACCUCUCGCGGAAGCGGGGGAGGACCAGGCGCAGCAGCAGGAGAGAGGAUCUCUUCGAGAUCGCGAUGAGCUGGGACUCUUCAACCCUAACGUCAACCACCCACCUGCCUAUCGUCCGCCGCCUGCCGCCGCAGAUACUAAGCGACUACUCCACCUGUAUGCUGGCUGCCCUCUUACGGAUCUCCAAACUGCCAAACUGCGCGGGAGCGUGGCGGGUCCUCAUGUUCCUGCCACGUCUCACCUUACAACUUAG